CAGCCCCCCAGGAAGAUGCCAGGGCUGAUUAACCGGGUGACCCUGUCCCAGCUGCCCCUCAUCGCGUCCGAGGUGACCUCCUGUGUCAGUGGCUAUGCCUUGGGGAUGACAGCCCUGCUCACCUACCACAACCCAGACCCCCAGGCUCUGGAAGGGCUCUUUGUGUACCCCUUGGAUGAGGGCACAGCUGUGGUGGGCUUUGAGGCGGCCACGUCCCGGCGCACCGUGACAGUGCAGAUCAAAGACAAAGCCAAGAUGGAUGACUCCUGCUUCGACAGCUGCAGCCUCCCUCCUGGAAGGGAUGGAAGUGGAAGGAUUAUGAUGGAUGAGGACCUGGAGAGGAUUGUUUUUGUGGCCAACCUGGGCAUGAUUCCUCCCCUGGAAAGUGUCUCCAUCUUCAUCAGCACCUCCUCUGAGCUGCAGACACUGCCCAGCGGGGUGGUGAGGGUCCUUCUGCCGGCUGUGUGUGUCCCCAGGGUCCCCCAGCCCAGCCUGGAGAGUGCCAGCAGCUUUUCCAGCCACCAGCUCCGAACGGACAAGCUCUUCUGCGGACUGGGGAGCCUGGAGCAAGGGAGCAGGUUCUGCCUGGCUCAGCUGCUGGACACUGAGGCCACCAACCCCUUUGAGUACGAGUUCAGCUUCCACCUGGAGAUCAGAGGGCCGUGUUUGCUGGCAGGAGUUGAGAGCCCCACACACGAGAUCCGAGCGGACGCCGACCCCUCGGCCCGCUCUGCCAAGAGCAUCGUGAUCACGCUGGCCAACAAGCACACCUUCGACAGGCCCGUGGAGAUCCUGAUCCACCCGAGUGAGCCCCACAUGCCCCAUGUCUUAAUGGAAGAGGGUGACAUGACCCCUGCAGAGUACGAACAACACCUGAAGGGGAAGAACGAUUUCAUUAAAGGCACUAAGAAGGAUCCCAGUGCCAAGAAAAAGAUGGAAAUCAUCAGGAAGCGGCUGAACAAGGACAUCCCCCACCACGCAGUCGUCAUGCUCAACUUCUGCCCUGACCUGAGGACUGUGCAGCCAGGCCUGCAGGCAGCCCAGGGAGAGUUCAUCUUCCUGGUGGACUGCAGCAGCAGCAUGAGUGGAGUGAGCAUCGACCGUGCCAAGGAUGCCCUGCUGGUCAUCCUCAAGAGCCUGAUGCCAGCGUGUCUGUUCAAUGUCAUUGGGUUUGGAUCCACCUUCAAGACCCUCUUUCCUGUCAGCCAGGCCUAUUGUGAGGAGAGCCUGGCCAUUGCCUGCCAGAGCGUCAGGAGCAUCCGGGCUGAUAUGGGCAGCAUCAACCUCCUGUCCCCCCUCAAGUGGGUGAUCCGCCAGCCCCUCCACAGGGGCCACCCCCGGCUGCUCUUCCUGCUCACGGCCGGGGCCGUCAGCAACCCCGGGAAGGUUCUGGAGCUGCUGCGGGGCCACUCCUGCGCCACCAGGUGCUACAGCUUUGGCGUGGGGCCCAACGCCUGCAGGAGGCUGGUGCGGGGUCUGGCUGCCGUGUCCAGGGGCACCCCCGAGUUCGUGGCGGAGGGUGAGAGGCUGCAGCCCAAGAUGAUCAGGUCACUGAAGAAGGCCAUGGCACCGGCCCUGAGUGAUGUGUCCGUGGAGUGGGUGUUUCCUGAGAGCACCGAGGUCUUGGUGUCCCCUGCCAGCAGCAGGUGCCUGUUCCCUGGUGACCGCCUGGUCAGCUACAGCAUCGUCUGUGACACCUCCCUGUUCCUCUCCAACCCCAGAUCUGACAAGAGGCGGCGGUACAGCAUGAUGCACUCCCAGGAGUCGGGCAGCUCUGUUUUCUUCCACUCCCAGGAGGAGGGAGCAGGCUUGGAGAGCUGGAACCACUCCAGAGACUCGGAGGGCUCCUGCCCCACCGAGCCCUCCCCCGACCACCUGGGCGUGGGCAGAGAUCCCGGGGGAGAGUCGGACACGGACACGGGGAUGGACGUGCAGGCUCUGUCCAGGAGACGGGCGUACAGCACCACCCAAAUCUGCGAGCACGAGCCUCGCAGGAAGGUGCCCACAGCCAGCGACCCUGGCACAGCCCUGGUGAAAAACCCCCUGCGGAAAACCCACCUACAGGACCUGCAGCAGCUCAGCCCCGAGCCCUGGCAGCUGGAUUUGCAGCCCCUCCCGGCCGUCCCGCCCGGCCCCGCCGCCAGGACCCGCGGCCCGGGCGCCCGGCGCCCCGCGCUGCUCCAGCGCAGCGCUGUGUCCUCCUGCCACGACACCGCCGCCCCGGCACCCCCCGACGGGCUGCAGGAGCCCCCGGCGAGGGGCUGGGAAGCGCUCGAUGCCAGCACCAGCCUGCACUCCUCGUCAGACAGCCGGAGCCCCGCGGAUCUGGAGUCUGCCCAGCAUCCAUCCCUCACCUUUGAGACAGAGACCUCCUCCGACUGGGAGCCCCAGGACCUGGAUGUCGGCGCUACCUGCAGCUCCCCGCGCUCCCCCAGGACCCUCUGCAAGGCCGUGGUGAAGGGGCUGAGGAACAACGAGCCCGUGCACUGGGAAGUCACGUUUGACAUCCACCCUCUGUUCCAGGAGCGGGGGAGGCAGGAGGAUGGUGACACAGACCUGUGGAGUGAGACCUUCCACCACCUGGCAGCCAAGUCGCUCAUCCAGGAUUUCGAGCAGCUCGCUGAGAGGGAGUGUGAAAUCGAGCAUGGCUCUGGGCGGCGGUUCCAGCUCAGCGCUGUGCACACCAGCAAGGCCUGCAGUGUCAUCAGCAAGCACACAGCCUUCGUGCCCGUGGACCUGAGCACCAGCUCCUACCUGCCCACCCUGGUGCAGUACACCCACACAGGGGCAACAUCCAGGCAAGGCAACCAGAGGAAACAGAAGAGUUCAGGAAACAGAAGGCACCAUGGCUGUUCCCCUGGACGUCCUCAGUCAGCGUGUGGCCAGAACGGAGACUACGGAUUUUACAGCAUGAAUGCUGAGAGCAGCCCCUCACCCUCCAGCACCCCAUCCUCGUCUGCCUGGGAGCGCUGCCGUGUCCCUGAAGGGCCACUCCACAGCCUGUCUGCUUCCUCUGCAGAGGCCCAAAAAUCCAUCGAGAGGCUCUUUGCUGCCAGGCUGACCCUCAACAAAACCAUGCUGCUGGUUCGAGCUGCCAAAGGCUUCAUGAGUAAAUCUCCAAGCAGAGGGAGCGAAGCGGGCUCUGAGGGUGACAGUGAGAGCAUGGACUACCUCCCCCUGGUGUCCCUGCAGCUGGCCUGCGGUGCCUUCCUUCUGAAUUCUGCCUUCUGUGACGCCGUCAACAUCCCCAUGGAGAAGCUCAAGUGGACAUCGCCCUUCGCCUGCCACCGCCUGUCCCUCAGCCCCUCCGGCUCCUGCAGCACCAAGAGGAGCAGCUCCUCCUCGGAGCGCAGAACCCUGAGCUCCGGCCAGGAGCUGCCGCUCCCCAGCGGGCCGGGGCAGGGUUCCCCCGCCGGGGCCGCGGCUCAGGGAGCGGCGCUGGAGGGCGCCGGCCGCCCUCGGCACUUGUCGGGCAGCGCUGCCGAGAGCCUCUCCAGGGCGCUGCAAGCCCAGCAGGAGCUGCCCUCCCCGGCCAUCACCAUCCGCAGCUUCUCCUCCCCCGCUCCGAGCCGGGCCGGCAGCGCCCGCGGCUGGGACACCGACAGCUCCGAGCUGCAGGCGCUGCUCGCUGCCGUGGAGCUGCAGCGGCAGACGGAGCCUGAGGGGAUGCUGUGGGCCACGGCUGUGGCCCUGGCCUGGCUGGAGCACAGCUCGGCUUCCUUCUUCAUCGAGUGGGAGCUGGUGGCCGCCAAAGCCAGCGUGUGGCUGAGCGGGCAGCGCUUCCCGCAGGGAUCCAGCCUGGCCGCGGUGAGAGCCGCAGCCCAGCAGCUCUUCGUGCUGCUGCGCCACUGGGAUGAAAACCUGGAGUUCAACCUGCUCUGCUACAACCCAGGCAGUGUGUAAGAGCAGGAGGGAGGCUUGGGCAGAUCAGUGAGGGCACAGGAGCGGGGAUCCAGCCUUGGGGAAAUGCCUCCGAGGAGCUCAGCUGCUCUGCUGCAGGGAUGUGUGUGUUUAUCAGAGCAAACCCUGCAAACAGUGGCCCGGCCAAAAUCCUGCACUCAGCAGUCGGGAUUUUGUCCUGGAAGGGAACCUGCCACUGCCUGCAGCAGAUGCUUUUUAUUUUCAGCUGGAGCAGCACUUCCAGCUUGAGCAGUUCCCUCUGAUCCUGGUUUCUUCUGGUCCCAGCCCAGUUUCCAGAGCAGGUCUGGUGGCCUGCUCCGCUUGCCCUGUCCUUGCUUAGCUGCCUCUUCCCAGCCCUGAAUCACUGCCAAGCCCCCAGUGCAGUCCCUCAGCCCCGAACCCCUGUGUUCCUGAGGCUCCUGCCUGGCUCCUGCCAUCUGAGAUGGCUUUCAGAGAAGGCAAAGCUCAGACAACAUGCUCAUCUCAUGGAUCAAAGGGAAUCUGGGCUGGGAAUGACGGUGGGUAGAGCAGCCCUGCUGUCCCAGCCAGGUGGAUCAAGCCCAGCCAUGCCCAAACAAGCUGGGCCAGUUGGAGGCUGGGACCAAACCCCAUCUCAUCCACACGGUGCUGGGCUCCCUCAGGCCCUCUGCAAUCCCAGUAGGAGUUUGUGAGAUCCCUUGCAGCCAACGUGUGCCUUUGGAGCUUCACAGGCAGAGCCAGGGUGCCCGAGACUGGAGGAACAAGUGCCUAUGAAGGGAGUUCCCACUGUCUCCAGCGUGGGGCUGCGGUGCCCGUGGAGCCCAUCUGGAACCUGCUGCCUUUUGCUCCCUCCCUUGGCAUGUAGCAGCCUUGCCUGUCCCAGCAGGCUUCUGUCUUGUGUCUGUGUGUCCUGUGACACAGGAGGGAAACCAGUGCUGGGGACCAAGAGCAUCCCUCUGGUCUGUGCUCUGGUGUCACAUCACCAAUGUCCCCAGGACCAUGAGCACCCCUCUGGUCUGUGCUCUGGUGUCACCUUGCCGAUGUCCCCAGGACCAUGAGCAUCCCUCUGGUCUGUGCUCUGGUGUCACCUCACCAAUGUCCCCAGGACCAUGAGCACCCCUCUGGUCUGUGCUCUGGUGUCACCUCACCAAUGUCCCCAGGACCAUGAACACCCCUCUGGUCUGUGCUCUGGUGUCACCUCACCAAUGUCCCCAGGACCAUGAACACCCCUCUGGUCUGUGCUCUGGUGUCACCUUGCCGAUGUCCCCAGGA
Prinia subflava (tawny-flanked prinia) is the source of this 5151-nucleotide messenger RNA. RefSeq names its product von Willebrand factor A domain containing 5B1 (gene VWA5B1). The coding region runs from base 16 to 3903 and encodes 1295 amino acids. The record is from RefSeq and is a predicted model, not a curated record. Lineage: Eukaryota; Metazoa; Chordata; Aves; Passeriformes; Cisticolidae. The transcript has 21 exons.